AUGCUUCGAGAAGCGACCGUUCGCAAGGUCUUGAACAUCGACACCAACGCCAUCCAACCGCUGACCCUGGAGUCCAUCGCAAAGGGCACCAGUGUCAACCAAGCUUUGCAGGACGUGAACGUGUCCGAGUGGUCAAACCAUGCCAUAAGCAAUUGCGAGGCUCCCAAGACGACCUUGAGCAUUGCAGGAGCACGCACGGGACUGUGGCGGGAGCACACCAUGCACAGCCAAAAUGAGCGCGAGACCAGCAGGUGCAGGCACCGAAGCUGCGCGAUUCGACUUGGACCCACAUCGCCAAAACAUGGAAUGUUCUUCAUUAGUUCGAAGGCAAGAUAUUGUGCGGUAUUGCAGAAAUUGUGCACAACAGGACCACCCUGCGCGCUCGACGAGUUGCGCUGCAACAACACGGCUAGCGGGAGGCUGGUCACCGAGGCUUUUCUGCACGCCCUAAAGUGCAAUCCCAUGAUGUGCAAGCUCGGCUAUGCUGUGACGGAUGCCUACUUCCGUGGCGAGAUCGACAAACAGCUCACCCGCAACAACGACGCCGCCCGCAAGCGCCGUCUGGAGGAAAAGCGCCGAAAAGAGGCAGCGGAGGCGGAGGCACUCGGAGUUGAAAACCAGAGCCCGAGUGCUAAGACAUACCCGAAGGUGCGUGCUCAGGCCAAAGUCAGCUGGCCUCCUAAGGCACCUGAGACUCUGGAGGCUGCAGCUGAGUUGUCGAAGGAGCCGCUGAAAGAGCAGGAGGCUGCCGAUGCCGCCAAAGAGGCCGAGGAAGCGACGCUCCCCUUGGAUGUGGUGGAAGAGAAGGAAACGGAUGUUGACAUGAAGUCAAAUCCCUCUAAUGCGAAGAUCGAACCUCAGAAGGCCGAUGCAUCCAAAACGAGCACAGAGAAAUCAGAGAAGGCUCAGAGUCUCUGGAACACUUCUUGGGAGGAAAGGAACCCUGCCGAGAGUCUCGAUGAAAGCUCGGAGGUAAAGAAGACUACCCAGACCAUCGAAUCCUUUCUUGCUGAACCCUUGGAUGCCCUUCCCGGCAUGGUCGAUGGCAGGGAACGUGCUUCCGCAAAGGCCGACUUUCGUGGCUACCUCUACAAGAAGAGCCCAGCCACUCUGCGGAUGAAGGCCUGGGACUGGAGGUUUUUCGUGAUCCAUGGCCGUCGGCUAGUGUGGUGGAGGAGAGACCGAGAUGUUCCGGAGAGCGCGGAAGAGUUGAAGCAACCUGACCCACCUGGGUGUAAAGGCUUCAUCGACUUUAUGUUGAGUCGUGCCCGCGUUGUACCGGAUGAGAAGAACCCUACACUGUUCAUACUAGAGGCGGUCGACGGUGUCUGGAAGGACGGCUCCCUCAAGGACAUGAGCGAUGCACAGCGGAUGUUUGAGUUUGAUUGUGCUGAUUCAGCACACACCAGAGAGCAGUGGAUCGCAGCCUUGCGUAAACUGCAAGCAUAA
Molecule: messenger RNA, 1449 nt
Organism: Symbiodinium sp. CCMP2592
Lineage: Eukaryota; Dinophyceae; Suessiales; Symbiodiniaceae
Source: the annotation of a GenBank genome assembly